Sorex fumeus (smoky shrew) is the source of this 4134-nucleotide messenger RNA. It is a transcript of the gene AMOTL2, whose product is annotated as angiomotin like 2. The record is from RefSeq and is a predicted model, not a curated record. Gene Ontology annotation, cellular component: cytoplasmic vesicle; plasma membrane; bicellular tight junction. NCBI's taxonomy places the organism in Eukaryota, Metazoa, Chordata, Mammalia, Eulipotyphla, Soricidae. Gene Ontology annotation, biological process: actin cytoskeleton organization; hippo signaling; regulation of cell migration.
AGGAGGGCGGCGCGCUGAGAGGUUAUUUGUGGUUCGCUUUGAUCCCGAGGGGGAACCUGAAACUCUCACAUUCCUGGCAUAGCUGCCGCCUCCAGCGCGGGCCGAGCCUGGGGCUGCGCGCUGCGGCCCGAGCGCGGCCAGAGCGUCGGCGCCGCCGCCGAGUGCACACCUCCGCCGAGGCGUCCGCCGGGCUCGCACCGCCCAGCACCGGUGGGCUGGCCAGCGUCCAGGCGGGUGUCAGAAGCCCAGGCAGCAUGCGGACGCUGGAGGACUCCUCGGGCACCGUCCUGCACCGUCUCAUCCAGGAGCAGCUGCGCUACGGCAACCUGACGGAGACCCGCACGCUGCUGGCCAUCCAGCAGCAGGCCCUGCGGGGCGGGGCCGCGGGCACGGGCACCCCGCAGGCCUCUCUGGAGAUCGCGGCCCCCGACGACGGCCAGGGGCUGCAGCAGGCCAAGAGGCAGGAGCCCCAGGGCCAGGAGCACCAGGGCGGCGAGCCCCACUUGGCAGAGAACAGCCUCUACCGGCUGUGCCCGCAGCCCGGCAAGGGCGAAGAGCUGCCCACGUAUGAGGAGGCCAGAGCCCACUCGCAGUACUAUGCGGCCCAGCAGGCGGCGGACCGGGACCCUCGAGGGGCCCCCGGCGGCGGCGGUCGCAGGCAGGACGAGGCCCUGCGGGAGCUGAGGCACGGGCACGUGCGCUCCUUGAGCGAGCGGCUCCUGCAGCUGUCCCUGGAGCGCAACGGCGCGCGCGCCCCCAGCCACAUGAGCUCCUCCCACAGCUUCCCGCAGCUGGCCCGCAGCCAACAGGGCGCCCCACCCAGGGGCCCCCCGCCCGAGGGCCCGGAGCCCCGCGGACCUCCACCUCAGUACCCGCACCACGUCGUGCCCGCUCACGACACGGCCGCCGCUGGCCCCGACCCCCGGUGCCGCGCUCGCGGCAGUCCACACUUCCAGCAUGCUGAAGUCAGGAUCCUGCAGGCCCAGGUACCUCCCGUGUUUCUCCAGCAGCAGCAGUACCAGUACCUGCAACAGCCCCACGAGCACCCCUCGCCCCCGCCCCCAGCCGCUUUAGGCCACGGGCCGCCCCUCGGAUCCUUCAGCGCCCCUGGGUUGGAGGGGCCCGCCAGCACCCACGCCCCCUCAGCCACUGCGGGCAGUGCCCACCUGGCGCAGAUGGAGUCAGUGCUGAGGGAGAACGCCAGGCUGCAGAGGGCCAACGAGAGACUGCAGAGGGAACUGGAGAGCUCAGCCGAGAAGGCCAGCCGCAUCGAGAAGCUGGAAGGUGAAAUCCAGAGGCUCUCCGAGGCCCACGAGAGCCUGACGAGGGCCUCCUCCAAACGCGAGGCCCUGGAGAAGACCAUGCGCAACAAGAUGGACAGUGAGAUGCGACGGCUGCAGGACUUCAACCGGGACCUUCGAGAGAGGUUGGAGACUGCAAACCGCCGGCUGGCAAGCAAGACGCAGGAGGCCCAAGUGGGCAACCAGGACAUGGUGGCAAAGCUGCUGGCUCAGAGCUACGAGCAGCAGCAGGAGCAGGAGAAGCUGGAGCGCGAGACGGCCCUGCUGCGCGGAGCCAUCGAGGACCAGCGGCGGCGCGCUGAGCUGCUGGAGCAGGCGCUGAGCAACGCACAGGGCCGCGCGGCGCGCGCCGAGGAGGAGCUGCGCAAGAAGCAGGCGUACGUGGAGAAGGUGGAGCGGCUGCAGCAGGCGCUGGGGCAGCUGCAGGCCGCGUGCGAGAAACGCGAACAGCUGGAACUGCGGCUGCGCACUCGCCUGGAGCAGGAGCUCAAGGCGCUGCGUGCGCAGCAGAGACAGGCAGGCCCCCUGAACAGCGGCAGCGGGGGCUCCCCGGAGCUCAGUGCCCUGCAGCUCUCGGAGCAGCUGCGGGAGAAGGAGGAGCAGAUUCUGGCCCUGGAGGCCGACAUGACCAAGUGGGAGCAGAAGUACCUAGAGGAGCGCGCCAUGAGGCAGUUUGCCAUGGACGCUGCAGCCACGGCCGCUGCCCAGCGGGAUACCACCCUCAUCCGACACUCCCCCCAGCCCUCCCCCAGCAGCAGCUUCAACGAGGGUCUGCUCGCCGGCGGCCACCGGCAUCAGGAGAUGGAAAGCAGGCUGAAGGUGCUGCACGCCCAGAUUCUGGAGAAGGACGCGGUCAUCAAGGUGCUGCAGCAGCGUUCCCGGAAGGACCCGGGCAGGGCAGCCCAGGGCUCCCUGCGGCCCGCCAAGUCGGUGCCGUCUCUGUUUGCAGCCACGGCAGCAGGCCCCCAGGCCUGGCACAGACUCGCCUCCACCGAGCAGCCAGUGGACACCCUGCCCCGGAUGGCUGCAGCAGACAGGAGCCCUGCAGAGGAUCCCGGGGCUGUGACCCCGCUCCCCGCUCACUCCAAGCACGGGAGCAGAGAUGGGAGCACUCAGACUGACGCACCCCCAGACAGCACCCCUGCUGGCCUGGGCCUGGAGCCCGACAGCCUUCUGGGGUGCAGCCGAGGCCAGCGGACAGCUUCCCUGGAUUCCGUGGCUCCAUCCCGGGUGCAGGACUUGGCGGAUAUGGUGGAGAUACUGAUCUGAAGGAGGUGUUGCUCCUGGGACUGGCCGUCAGGCCCCGUGUCCUCUGCCUGUGGCGCUGGUGACCAGUCCAGCAGUCCCUCCAGUGGCUGCAUCUCUACCAUCCUCAGUGGCCACUCGCCUCCCCUUGAGGCCCAGGAGUUCAGGCAGGACGCUGCAGAGUACAAGGACCCUGACCCCGUGUCACCCUCACCUGUGGCCCAAGGCUUGCUGCUGGGGGUACAGCUGCAGAAGAUUCAGGAAGAAGCUGUGCCCCCCUGCACACCCCUGCUUGGCACUCAAGCGGAGAGAGCGGGAAGGAGGACAUAGGUUGGAGCAGGGGCUGCUUUCUGAGGACAGUCCCCCCGUGAACACGGGGCAGGGUCUGGUUGGGAAAUCAAGUCAGCGGCAGAGUUGGUGCCCUCUGCCCAGGCCCACCCGACUGCUGUGGCCCUUGACUGCCAUCCCCCAGGUUGCCCGAGAAUCUCCAUCUUUGGGAACUGUUGAGGGGGGUGACUCCUGCAGAAAGCCACAGGCUGGCUUCUCGGAGGGGACCCUCCUGGAUCGAGACUCUCUAACGGGCUUGUGAGCAGGAGGCGAGCCCACUCUGCCUCGUCCAGGCGCUCUGCCCCCAGGCCUGCCAUGGCUCUGGCUCCAGCCCUGGUGUGCUGCUUCCAGAUUCGGAUGCUGACCGAUGCCCAGGAGACUGGCCACUGCGCUCCUCUCCCACGUCCUGUUUUAAAUGCCCCCCACCCCACCCCUCUGCACCACCUUGAAAUGGCUUCACAGCUCCUGUUCCUGGACGUCCCGUCAGUUUGUUUAUGAGCCCUGAGCCAAGAGAAAUGAGCCCUGUAUCCCCCCAUCCACCCCCGACAGAUGCCUGCCCUGGUGGACUCUGGCACGAUGCUCUAGAAGGAAGCUGAAGAAAGUGGCUGUGUCUCCAUCAGUCUUUGUUCCCACCUGAGGCGGGAUGGAGGGAGCCUGGGUGAGAGCUGAUGCUUCAACCAGGAGGUGCCAUCCCUGACUGACUUCCGGUCUUGACUUCCCGUCUUAACGAGGCCCCCAACUCGGCCUGGGAGCGAGGAGCGGGUUUUAGCAACGUGUCUCGACUGUGUGUAGAUCUUGAAUCUUUGUGUGUUGUUAUUGUUGUUUUUUUCCUUUACUGUUUUUAGGUUCUGUUUGUGUUAUUUUAUUCCCAUGGUUCCUUCAAGUUUUCCUUUUUAAACACUUGCAUUUGCUGGACAAUUGCAUUUUUUUUUAAACCCUCUCUACCCUCUCUGAAAAGCUGAAACAUCCAUUUGGUUCAUGUGCAUUGUUUACAAAGCAAAAAGAAAAAGUGAAGAAAAAAGAAAAACUCGUGAAAGGAAAAAAAACACUUAAUAUAUUUUGGAUUAAUAUUUGGUAUUUCUUUUAAAGUAUUUUUUUUGUGCUGUGAACAUUUUCUGCCAAAGACCAUGAUGUGCGUCUGUAUGUUUAAGUUAUCGUAAAUAUUUAAAAUGUAAACAUGGCUGUUUUGUUACGCCACCUGUACCAGGAUUGCUGCUGCAUUCCACGGGGUCUAACAGUAUUUUAAUAAAAAAACACUAAA